Erigeron canadensis is the source of this 1414-nucleotide messenger RNA. RefSeq names its product fructose-bisphosphate aldolase 6, cytosolic-like. Gene Ontology annotation, biological process: glycolytic process; fructose 1,6-bisphosphate metabolic process. NCBI's taxonomy places the organism in Eukaryota, Viridiplantae, Streptophyta, Magnoliopsida, Asterales, Asteraceae. Gene Ontology annotation, molecular function: fructose-bisphosphate aldolase activity. Gene Ontology annotation, cellular component: cytosol. The coding region runs from base 77 to 1150 and encodes 357 amino acids. The transcript is spliced from 3 exons. The record is from RefSeq and is a predicted model, not a curated record.
GACAUAUUAUUUUCCUCCCUUCCCCUUUCUCUCUCAAUAUCUAUUUUCUUUCUUUGUUUCACCACUUUUUCAAAUCAUGUCUUGCUACAAGGGAAAGUAUGCUGAUGAACUUAUUGCCAAUGCUACAUACAUUGGUACACCCGGAAAGGGUAUUCUAGCUGCCGAUGAGUCAACUGGCACAAUCGGAAAGCGUCUUUCUAGCAUCAAUGUUGAGAAUGUCGAAUCGAACAGGAGAGCCCUUCGUGAGCUUCUUUUCUGCACUCCUGGAGCCCUUGAUUGCCUUAGCGGAAUCAUCCUUUUCGAAGAAACUCUCUACCAGAAAACCGCUGCUGGUAAGCCUUUUGUUGAUGUGAUGAAAGAGGCUAAUGUCCUACCAGGAAUUAAAGUCGAUAAGGGUACCGUCGAGCUAGCUGGAACCAAUGGUGAAACCACUACCCAAGGUCUAGACGGUCUUGGCCAAAGAUGCGCUCAGUACUAUGCUGCUGGUGCUCGUUUUGCCAAGUGGCGUGCAGUCCUAAAGAUUGGUGCCAACGAGCCAUCUCAACUAGCCAUCAAUGAAAACGCCAAUGGGUUGGCCCGAUAUGCCAUCAUCUGUCAAGAAAAUGGUCUUGUUCCAAUCGUUGAGCCCGAGAUUCUUGUUGAUGGACCACAUGACAUCAACAAAUGUGCUGAUGUAACAGAACGUGUGCUAGCCGCGUGUUACAAGGCUCUUAACGACCACCAUGUCCUUCUUGAGGGUACUCUUUUGAAGCCCAACAUGGUCACCCCUGGAUCUGAUGCCAAAAAGGUUGCACCCGAGGUUGUGGCAGAGUACACUGUCCGUGCUCUUCAACGAACCAUGCCAGCAGCCGUUCCAGCUGUUGUGUUUUUGUCUGGUGGUCAGAGUGAGGAAGAGGCCACUGUUCACCUAAAUGCCAUGAACCAAUACAAGGGUAAAAAGCCAUGGAGCCUAACUUUUUCAUUCGGGCGUGCUCUACAACAGAGCACCCUCAAGGCAUGGGCCGGAAAAGAAGAAAAUGUUAAGAAGGCACAGGACGCCUUCCUUACAAGGUGCAAGGCCAACUCUGAUGCAACCCUCGGGAAAUAUCAGGGCGGCGCUGCUGUUGAAGGCGCCACCGAGAGCCUCCAUGUUAAGGAUUACAAGUACUAAUUAUUUCUCAUGGGUUUGAAUCAUUUCUCAUGAGUUUGAUUCUCUGUUAUGUGAAAGGAGAUAUGACUAUUUUUUUCCAUAUUGUUUUUGUUUUGAAAGAGGGGUGUUUAAGCCUCGGGCAUACUCUUUAGUUGUCUUUUGAUUUUUAAUUUUUGUCUAGUGUUUUUAGUAACGAUGGGAAUAAGCUUGAGAAAAAUCAAGUACUGGUUCAAUUUAUUGAUAUCUUGAACCUUUUUUAUAAAAAUUUUCUUUUAUGCCUUCUCA